Molecule: messenger RNA, 2181 nt
Organism: Suillus discolor
Lineage: Eukaryota; Fungi; Basidiomycota; Agaricomycetes; Boletales; Suillaceae
Exons: 19
Coding region: 1-2181 (726 amino acids)
Source: RefSeq, a predicted model, not a curated record
AUGCCUCCUGAAAUGAUAAGUACACUCUCGCAUUCUAGCGCAUUCCUUGCUCUAUUUUCCCACCUCAACUCUGUUUACAUACAGCUGUACAAUACUGUCAACUACAUGGGUCCAGAGCGCACAAAGUAUUCUUGCAAGACGAAGGCAGCCAAAAGACAGCAGGAUCAGGUGGUUGUAGAUGCGAUUUGCAAGGAGAAAGUGUUGGAUUUGUCAUCGAGACUUGACAAACCUCAAUCAGCCAUUUGUAUCCCUGUACCAAUUGAAACACAAAAUCACACAGAAUUCCUCGAUGUGGACUUUGGUCAUGAUGAUCCAGUGACUGGUCCAGUCCCCACCUUCAAUCAAGAUGACAUCAAGAUCGAGUAUCAUCCGAGUAGCAGCAUUGAGGCCAAGGUAUACGGCUUUGAUAGCUUUGAGCAUCAUGCCUCAGAAUUCCUUGUCCCCCCACCUGACGGCCAACCUUGGCAUCCGUUCAAAUCUCGGCUCAAAUUUGAAAUUGCCGAGAUCAUGCUCGAGGUCGGGUUUAACAACCAACAAUCCGAUCGGUUCAUCAAACUAUGUCACCGCUGUGCUGUGGGCAAGGAGAAGUUCACAUUCAAAAACCACAAGGAUAUCCACAACAUGUGGGAGGCAGCCUCGCACCACAUUACAAAGUUUACGAAGGAAGUGAUCUCGAUCCCGUUCGCUGGAGAUGAGGAACUACGGGAAUAUGAUUUUGAUGGUAACACAUUCGUUUCUUUUGUUGAUGAGCCUUUCACUGCGCGAGAUAUUUGGGAUGUACAAUCGCAACUCCCUCCAGACAAAACUCUCCUCCUUUGGUACCACAAAAGGGUAUCCAGUCUACGCUCGUUUAGCAAACUUACUGACUGCAAUUCAAAACGGGUGAGGUGCAGGCAGCGGGUCAAGGACGAAAAAUUACACUCUGGAAAGCCCAGCUGGGUAGACUUUAAAAAUACUGUCUGGCACAAGUCAUUUGCCAGGAUUAUCUCUUCAUUAGCCUCAAAAUCGCAAAUGGGGCAGUGGUUCAAAUGUCUAGAUGGUGUCACACACUGGUUCUCUCUCUGUAUCCUCAUUCUAUCAGCUGAUUUUGAAGAACAUUGUGAAUUGCUUAAUGUUAUAAAUGCUGCGCGUGCAAAAGAAACCUUCGAAGAAAGAGAGGAACUCCUGAAAGAACAAGCACUUCAUUUGAUUGAUAACACAUUUUGGGCAGUAGCAUUCACCUGCAUGUUUCGAGCAUUGUCACAUGACCGUUGUCACUUCAAUCAUGGUGGACUCUGGUCAUGCCAUCUCUGGGUUGAACUGCAGAAAUACAUUGUAACUCUCGGAAGGGGAAAAGUAUCGCAAGUUGAUAAUCGAUUCGAAAAAUUUCCAUGCUGGCGAAAUCUCAAGCACCCAAACCAGGUUGUCAGUGUUACAUUUACAGACAGCUCCGUUCACAAGGAUAUUUCUAAGAUGAUAAUUUACGCCACACAUGAUGUCUUGACCAAGAAUGAUUCUCCACUCGGUUAUUUUCUCUUACGGUGUGUACACCUUUACCUCGAAAUGGACGUGUACGCUGCUCUGGAGGUUCACACAACCAAUACAAUCGAGGAGGGGAGACAUACUGUCCAAGCAUUCACAGCACUCAUAAAGCAAUACAUGACACAAACCGCUGAUGACAACUUGAAGAAUUGGAACUUUCCGAAACUGCACAUGACGACACAUAUAUUUGAUGACAUCGAGGCUAAAGGUGCCUCGUGCGAUUACAACACCAAACCAAAUGAGCAAAUGCAUGGGCCCUUGAAGGACUGGUACUUGAACUGGACAAACUUCAAAAACAUUGCGGAGCAGCGGAAAUCAGAUGGCGAGAAUGACGAUUCAUUAGAUGAUGAUGAAAAUACUGACAUCGACGUGGAUAUUAGUACUUUAGAUUGGUCACAACACGUUACCGAGUAUCAAUUCUUACGCGUCAACUACGAAUCCCUGGUAGACUGGAAACAGGAUACCGACGGUGCAGUCCUCGAUUCUUCAACACACCACAUUUUGACUGUGUCUUCAUCCUGGACACAGAAUGGUGUCAUCCUUGGACAUUUAGUCUUCCUUUUUCAAUGCGCCAUUGGGAAUGACUUAUUUCCCCUUGCUCUCAUCCACCCCUUUGAUGCUCUGACAGGGCCACUGACUUCGACAGGACAAGCAGCUUAA